Nicotiana tabacum (common tobacco) is the source of this 1673-nucleotide messenger RNA. NCBI's taxonomy places the organism in Eukaryota, Viridiplantae, Streptophyta, Magnoliopsida, Solanales, Solanaceae. The record is from RefSeq and is a predicted model, not a curated record.
AUUAGUUGACGUAACUCUUUAAAAAAACAAAGACUAAGAGUCACGGAGGACUGUUGAAUGAAGCGCGAAAAUGACAGUGAGGAUAAUUUUCGCGGAAAAACGGGGUCAGAUGAGUCAAUAAUUGUAAAAACCCUAGUCUUCCGUAGCUUCUAGAAACUCGCAGCUCCCGAUUUGGUAAGACACUCUGCUUCUUUGGAAAAUAUUACUUUGUGCCUUCCUCAGAGGCGGGAACAAGACUUCUCGACCUUCUCAGGUCAUAGUAUUGACUUACAAACAUGGGGGAUGGGUCACCGCGCCCAUCUGUAAUUCAGAAAAUACAUGGGCAUUCACACCUCUUUUCUCUAAUAUCUCCCCACACACAUUCUAAGCAUGCUGGUUCAUACAACAUGGUUGGUGGGUAUGUCAAUGAAGUUCUACGGGGUGCUUUCAUGACGAGUUGCCAUGCCAAUAUCCUGGAAUUCCCGUUAUUGCAUAAUCCUAUUCUCAUACAGGCCCCAUCUGAAGAGAAGAAGGCUAACUAUUUUAUAGUGGAUUUUCUCAUGGGAGGGGUUUCUGCUGCAGUGUCUAAAACAGCUGCAGCUCCGAUAGAGAGAGUCAAGCUUUUGAUUCAGAAUCAGGAUGAGAUGAUAAAAGCUGGUAGACUUUCUGAACCUUACAAAGGCAUUGCGGACUGCUUUGGCAGAACUAUUAAGGAUGAAGGCGUCAUUGCUCUUUGGAGAGGCAAUACUGCAAACGUCAUCAGAUACUUCCCGACUCAGGCCUUGAAUUUCGCUUUUAAAGAUUACUUUAAGAGACUUUUUAAUUUCAAAAAAGACAGGGAUGGCUAUUGGAAGUGGUUUGCAGGAAACUUGGCAUCUGGUGGUGCUGCUGGUGCCUCUUCCCUUUUGUUUGUGUAUUCCUUGGAUUAUGCAAGAACACGUCUUGCUAAUGAUAAUAAGGCUGCGAAAAAGGGUGGUGAAAGGCAGUUUAAUGGUCUGGUUGAUGUUUACAGGAAAACUCUUAAGUCAGAUGGUAUUGGUGGGCUUUAUCGUGGAUUCACCAUCUCAUGCGUGGGAAUCAUUGUUUACCGUGGUCUGUACUUUGGGAUGUAUGAUUCACUUAAACCAGUUGUUCNGAUACAUAUCUGUGAAAUUUUGGAUAGCUUUUUCGCAAGUUUCUUGUUGGGGUGGGGUAUCACUAUUGGUGCUGGUUUGGCUUCUUAUCCAAUUGAUACGGUGCGUAGAAGAAUGAUGAUGACUUCUGGAGAAGCAGUCAAGUACAAGGGCUCAAUGGAUGCAUUUACUCAGAUUGUUAAGAAUGAAGGCACUAAAUCACUUUUCAAAGGUGCUGGAGCAAAUAUUCUACGUGCUGUUGCUGGUGCAGGUGUUCUAGCCGGGUACGAUAAGCUGCAGCUCAUUAUGUUUGGAAAGAAAUAUGGAUCUGGUGGCGGUGGUUGAUUUAGUAUGCUGAUGAUUCCUUGGUUGUCUCAGUGUGUUCAAAUAAUUUUCUCAAACAAUGUCACGUUGGUUUGGAAUCUCUUGAAAGUUUAUGCAGGAGCUGUAAUUUCCUUGAAGUUGUUUUCCUUGUUGCUAUGAAACUCUUGAAACUCCUGUAUGUUUAUAGUUGUCUGUUAUGCAGAAAUUGAUGUACAGUUUUACUUUCUGCUACUUCAUAGCAAGAGCUCAUAUUGUCAA